ACGCAUGUUCCGAAACCCGUUUCUGCCGCGUGCGCCGUCAUUCUUUUGCCGAGCGCCGGAGGAAUCGGAUCGGAAAACUCGCGGCCUCACGAUACUUGGCCGAUGUGCGUGUGUGUGACGCGCUAGUGAAACGAAGCGCAAUAUUAACCCUUUCAACCCGGGCCGGGACCUGGAAGGAGGUGUCUUUACCUGUGCUGUGUCACGGCGUGUUGAAAAACGUUUUGUGUAAAUCCUGCUGUGAAGUGAGCCGCCAUCCAACGCCAAAAUGGGAGAUCAAGCCGUACCGGUCAAGGGCAACGUUUUGGGAUCCCUCAUCCCUGCACGCUACAUCCUGGCCGUGCUGGGCUCGAUCGCCAUGGCCAUCAUCUAUGGUUUGAAGGUGAAUCUAAGCGUGGCGAUGGUCGCGAUGUUGAACCAUUCGGCCCUUGCCCAUCACAGUGCGGGCCAUGAGAUGAAGCACGAGAACGCCGACGCCGAACCCGUCUGCCAGGCUUCUGGCAAUUCAACCGAAGCCGUUGAGGAUGGCCCCUUUGAUUGGAGUGAACCGGUGCAGGGCAUGAUCUUGAGCUGUUACUUCUGGGGAUACCUGGUAUCGCAGAUCCCGGGUGCUCGCGUCGCCGAAUCGUUCUCGGCACGUUGGGUAAUGUUCUUUUCGGUGCUGAUCAACGUCGUCUGCACGCUGCUGACACCGGUGGCCGCCAAGAUGCACUACAUUGCGAUGAUUGUGAUGCGUAUCGGUGAAGGUAUCGGCGGUGGAGUCACAUUUCCGGCUAUGCACGUUAUGCUCGCUUCCUGGGCUCCACCGAACGAGCGGAGUGUCAUGUCGGCGAUAGUCUACGCUGGAACAGCCCUCGGAACGGUCAUAUCGAUGUUGAUGGCCGGCGUGUUGGCGGGAACAUUGGGGUGGGAGUCCGUGUUUUACGUGAUGGGUGGUCUCAGUUGCCUGUGGAUGGUGCUGUGGUUGUGGUUGGUACAGGACACUCCGACCAAGCAAGCCUUGAUGAGCCAGGAGGAACGUGAUCUGAUUACGUCGUCACUCGGUACGAGCUCGUCCGGUGGUCACAGCGAAGCGAAAGCACCAGUACCGUGGCGCAAGGUGUUCACCUCGGCUCCCUUCUAUGGCAUUCUUAUAGCACACGUGUGCAACAACUGGGGGUGGUACAUGCUGCUGAUUGAGCUGCCUUUUUAUAUGAAACAAGUGCUGCAGUUCAACAUCAAGGAGAACGCAGUCGUCACGGCCAUUCCCUUCCUGACGAUGUGGUUCUUCAGUAUGGCCCUCAGCAAGACGCUCGAUGCUUUGCGAAGCCGAGGUAAGAUCACGACAACGAUCGCCCGCAAAACUGCUACCUUUAUUGCCUCGGCCGUACCGAUGGUGUGCCUGUUGGCGCUGUGCUAUAUCGGUUGCCAGCGUGGUCUGGCCGUUACACUGAUGACGAUCGGUAUCACGGCGAUCGGUGGAAUGUUCUGCGGUUUGCUUUCGAAUCACAUUGACAUCGCCCCCAACUACGCCGGAACUUUGAUGGCCAUCACGAACAGUGCCGCUACGCUCUCGGGUAUCAUCGUGCCGAUCUUUGUCGGACAGAUCACUCACGGAAAUCAAACGAUUGGUGCCUGGCGUGUGAUCUUCUACGUGACGAUCGUCCUGUACGUGGUGGAGAUCAUUGCAUAUCUUCUGCUGGCAUCCGGUGAGGAGCAACCGUGGAACAAAGGUGACAAACCAGCCGCUUCCGUCGAGGCUGCCGAAGCCGAAGCGACUCCACUGAACCAGAAGGAAUCGAAACAAAACUAUAGUGCCCAGGAUCAAUAAAAGCGGAACACUUUCCUACCAUGCCGAUGGUGGCCGGGGCGUCGCUGCUACACACUCUCUACUUAACUUAGCUACCCGAACCAGUGGUACUUAUGCGUUUAGAGUUAACCUUAGUUUAUAGACUAUCGACAAAGAGAAAAUUAUCUUUUGAAUGCCACGAGGGCCGGCGAAGAAGCUGAGCAGAUCUUUGAAGUAAAUCAAUUGCACUAUAUCAUUCUGUUAAUCCACAAGCAAUCGAGAGCCACAAGUUGGCCGACGAGAGACCGACAAACAGACAAACAAAAUGUACUUCUCACUAGAUUAGAUAGUGUCUGCUUAUCGAAAGAAGGGGCAUUUAUUUUAAUGAUUAAAACCGAUAGACCAACACCGUCAUUUGACCCUGCCACACUGCUACUGUGCUGUUCGGCUUUUACUGCCUGCCUCGUCACUCCGGACCUCCGAUUAGACUGCAAUGUAAAUGUUCAAAAUACUGCUUAUGAAUAAAGAAACCACAUGUUCAUAACGAGAGGCUCAAUGUAUCGACAGGGUCAGCAUAUGGAAAGUGGCAUACGAAAGUGAAAUAAAGAUGAGCACGAUUAAGUUAA
This is a messenger RNA of Anopheles aquasalis, 2391 nucleotides long. RefSeq names its product major facilitator superfamily transporter 3 (gene MFS3). Gene Ontology annotation, molecular function: transmembrane transporter activity. NCBI's taxonomy places the organism in Eukaryota, Metazoa, Arthropoda, Insecta, Diptera, Culicidae. The record is from RefSeq and is a predicted model, not a curated record. Gene Ontology annotation, biological process: transmembrane transport; monoatomic anion transport. Gene Ontology annotation, cellular component: membrane.